Phacochoerus africanus (Common warthog) is the source of this 768-nucleotide messenger RNA. It is a transcript of the gene DYDC1, whose product is annotated as DPY30 domain containing 1. NCBI's taxonomy places the organism in Eukaryota, Metazoa, Chordata, Mammalia, Artiodactyla, Suidae. The transcript is spliced from 7 exons. Gene Ontology annotation, cellular component: Set1C/COMPASS complex. The coding region runs from base 162 to 692 and encodes 176 amino acids. The record is from RefSeq and is a predicted model, not a curated record.
CAGGUGCUGGGCUGAAUCCUGCGAACCAAGGCAGUUUUUGCAGUUGGACCUUGUGAGCGCUGCGGUGGCAGUAGACGUCCAUGCUCCCCGAGCUUCGGGAAUGUUAGUUCAGCGCCGGCCUCCUCCUUCUCCUCGGUGAAGUUUUUACUUAGCAGUUAUAAAUGGAGACGGAGUAUCUUCAAAAGAAUCUUGGGACAUGUCUAACUCAAGGGCUUGCAGAAGUGGCAAGGAUGCGGCCAGUGGAUCCAAUAGAAUAUUUGGCAUUGUGGAUUUACAAAUAUAAAGAAAAUGUGACCAGGGAGCAACUGAGACAAGAGGAAAUGGCCCAGUUGGAGCAUGAAAGACAAAUAGCUCUGAUGGAGCAGGAAAUGAUGGAGAGACUUAAAGCAGAAGAGCUCCUAUUUCAGCAGCAACAGCUGGCAUUCCAGCUGGAGUUGGAAAUGCAAGAAAAAGAGAGACAGAGAAUAGAAGAACUGCAGAGAGCUCAAGAACAAUUUGAGAGGGAAUUGAGAAUGAACAUGGAAAAUAUAGCUAAGGGUGAAGAUACCUUACAUGGAGAGGACAGAGCUGACUCAGGCAAAACACUGGCUGAAAUCAGUGAUCGUUAUGGGGCACCUAACUUGAGCAGAGUGGAAGAACUUGAUGAACCAAUGCUAUCUGAUGUUGCAUUAAACAUUGAUCAAGAUUUGUAGAAUCAACCAACCUAAGAACAAUAAAUUUUUCUUGUUUCAAAUUUCAAAGUGUGAGGUCCCCAAACGUAUUCCACCC